AUGCUUCCUGCUCAGGAGGCAGCCAAAAUCUACCACACCAACUAUGUGCGUAACGCCCGAGCCAUGGGGGUGCUCUGGAUCGUUUUCACCAUCACCUUCGCCGUCAUCACCGUGGUGGUGUUCAUCCAGCCCUACUGGAUCGGCGACAGCGUCAACACACCGCAGGCCGGAUACUUCGGCCUCUUCCACUACUGCAUCGGGAACGCGCUCACCUCGGAGCUCACCUGCAAAGGGAGCGCGCUGGACUUUGGCUCCAUCCCGUCCGGCGCCUUCAAGACGGCCAUGUUCUUCGUGGGGAUCUCCAUGCUGCUGGUGGUGGGCAGCAUCGUCUGCCUCAGCCUCUUCUUCUUCUGCAACGCGGGGAGCGUCUACAAGAUCUGUGCCUGGAUGCAGCUGGCUUCCAGUACGUGCAUGGUGAUCGGCUGCAUGAUCUAUCCUGACGGCUGGGACUCUGAUGAGGUGAAGCGCAUGUGCGGCCAGCGGACUGACAAGUACACACUGGGCAACUGCACAGUGCGCUGGGCCUACAUUCUGGCCAUUAUCAGCAUCAUGGACUCCCUCAUCCUCUCCUUUUUGGCCUUCAGCCUAGGCAAUAGACAGGACAAGCUGCUGCCUGAAGACUUCCAGGUGGAGGGAAAAGGUGAGGGGAAGUGA
Messenger RNA from Pundamilia nyererei, 654 nucleotides. RefSeq names its product LHFPL tetraspan subfamily member 5a (gene lhfpl5a). The record is from RefSeq and is a predicted model, not a curated record. Gene Ontology annotation, cellular component: plasma membrane. Gene Ontology annotation, biological process: sensory perception of sound; detection of mechanical stimulus involved in sensory perception. The transcript has 2 exons. NCBI's taxonomy places the organism in Eukaryota, Metazoa, Chordata, Actinopteri, Cichliformes, Cichlidae. Bases 1 to 654 code for a protein of 217 amino acids.